CUGAUGCGAAGAAGACGAAGCCGUGCCCUUGCUUGCUUGCCCUCCCAACAAAGACCGCAGCUUUGGCUUUUGCAAGGCCUAUAAAUAAUCUCGAAGAGAAAUCUAGGGUUUCGAGGACCGUUUGCUGCGGCUCUUCACCUUCUCUUCUUCGUUGGCCCAAUUCUACCUUGGUGCUUGUUGAACUUUCAAAGCAGCCAAGAUGGUGAAGUUCACAGUUGAGGAACUCCGUAGGAUUAUGGACCUGAAACAUAACAUUCGGAACAUGUCUGUCAUUGCCCAUGUUGACCAUGGCAAGUCUACCCUCACUGACUCUCUUGUGGCGGCUGCUGGAAUCAUUGCACAGGAAGUUGCUGGAGAUGUCAGGAUGACCGAUACUCGCCAGGAUGAAGCAGAACGUGGCAUCACAAUUAAGUCUACUGGGAUUUCUCUUUAUUAUGAGAUGAGUGAUGAAUCAUUGAAGAACUACAAGGGUGAAAGACAUGGAAAUGAGUAUCUCAUUAACCUGAUUGAUUCACCUGGGCAUGUUGAUUUUUCAUCUGAGGUUACAGCAGCACUCCGUAUUACUGAUGGUGCUUUAGUCGUUGUUGAUUGUGUGGAGGGAGUGUGUGUUCAAACAGAAACUGUUCUAAGACAAGCCCUGGGUGAAAGAAUCAGGCCUGUGCUGACGGUCAAUAAGAUGGACCGGUGCUUCCUAGAGCUCCAGGUUGAAGGUGAGGAAGCAUACCAAACAUUCCAACGUGUCAUUGAGAAUGCAAAUGUUAUUAUGGCAACAUAUGAAGAUGCCCUUCUUGGUGAUGUCCAAGUUUACCCUGAGAAAGGAACUGUUGCUUUCUCUGCUGGGCUGCAUGGUUGGGCAUUCACACUCACCAACUUUGCCAAAAUGUAUGCUUCCAAAUUCGGAGUAGAUGAAAGUAAGAUGAUGGAGAGGCUCUGGGGUGAAAAUUACUUUGAUCCAGCUACCAAGAAGUGGACUAACAAGAGCACUGGGACUCCUACCUGCAAACGUGGGUUUGUUCAAUUUUGUUAUGAACCAAUCAAGCAGAUCAUCAACACUUGCAUGAAUGAUCAGAAGGACAAGUUAUGGCCCAUGUUGCAGAAGCUUGGUGUGACAAUGAAAUCAGAAGAGAAGGAUUUGGUUGGUAAGGCUUUAAUGAAGCGGGUCAUGCAGACUUGGCUUCCCGCAAGUAAUGCGCUCCUUGAAAUGAUGAUAUUUCACCUUCCAUCUCCUUCCAAGGCACAAAGGUACCGUGUGGAAAACUUAUAUGAGGGUCCUCUUGAUGAUAUGUAUGCCAAUGCAAUCAGAAACUGUGAUCCAGAAGGUCCUCUUAUGCUGUAUGUUUCAAAGAUGAUUCCCGCAUCAGAUAAGGGUAGGUUCUUUGCCUUUGGCCGUGUAUUUGCAGGGAAGGUUUCCACUGGUCUAAAAGUAAGAAUUAUGGGUCCAAACUAUGUUCCUGGCCAGAAGAAGGAUCUGUAUGUGAAGAGUGUUCAGAGGACUGUCAUCUGGAUGGGAAAGAAGCAAGAGUCUGUGGAGGAUGUGCCAUGUGGAAACACUGUAGCAAUGGUUGGUUUAGAUCAAUAUAUCACUAAGAAUGCAACUCUUACAAAUGAGAAGGAAGUUGAUGCGCACCCAAUCAGAGCAAUGAAAUUCUCAGUGUCUCCUGUUGUUCGUGUUGCAGUGCAGUGCAAGGUUGCAUCAGACCUUCCCAAGCUUGUUGAAGGUCUGAAGAGAUUAGCCAAGUCAGACCCUAUGGUGGUUUGCACAAUGGAAGAGUCUGGUGAACAUAUUGUUGCUGGUGCUGGAGAACUCCAUCUUGAGAUCUGCUUGAAGGAUUUACAGGAGGACUUCAUGGGAGGGGCAGAGAUUAUAGUUUCUGACCCAGUGGUUUCCUUCCGAGAGACUGUGCUUGAGAAAUCAUGUAGGACAGUGAUGAGCAAGUCUCCAAACAAGCAUAACCGGUUAUAUAUGGAAGCAAGGCCCUUGGAGGAAGGGCUUCCUGAGGCCAUUGAUGAUGGGCGCAUCGGACCGAGGGAUGAUCCCAAAGUCCGUUCAAAGAUCCUGUCUGAAGAGUUUGGUUGGGACAAGGAUCUUGCCAAGAAGAUCUGGUGCUUUGGUCCUGAGACCACUGGCCCCAACAUGGUUGUAGACAUGUGUAAGGGAGUGCAGUAUCUCAAUGAAAUCAAGGAUUCUGUUGUGGCUGGCUUCCAAUGGGCAUCCAAGGAAGGUGCGCUUGCUGAGGAAAAUAUGCGAGGCAUAUGCUUUGAGGUGUGUGAUGUCGUUCUGCAUGCAGAUGCUAUUCACAGAGGUGGUGGGCAGGUUAUUCCGACAGCAAGAAGAGUUAUUUACGCCUCUCAAUUAACCGCCAAACCAAGGUUGUUGGAACCUGUUUACCUGGUGGAGAUUCAGGCACCUGAGCAAGCCCUUGGUGGCAUUUAUGGUGUUUUGAACCAGAAGCGUGGUCAUGUGUUCGAAGAGCUUCAGAGGCCUGGGACUCCAUUAUAUAACAUCAAGGCCUAUCUUCCAGUCAUAGAGUCUUUCGGAUUCUCAAGUACUCUAAGGGCAGCUACAUCUGGUCAGGCUUUCCCUCAGUGUGUGUUUGAUCACUGGGACAUGAUGUCCUCCGACCCGCUCGAAGCAAAUUCUCAGGCAGGACAACUUGUGGCUGAUAUCCGGAAGAGGAAGGGUCUGAAGGAGCAAAUGACCCCAUUAUCGGAGUUCGAAGAUAAGCUGUGAGGUGUCCCUUUCCGGCUUUCUACUUCCCUUCUCUAUUUUUCCAUUGUCUUCGUUACUAUAUAUCUAGUUGUGUCUCUCUAAUUGCCCAAUCUCAUUUUGUUUGUCAUGUUUUGAUUGUGCCCAACAUUUUAAUUUAUUUUAGUGGAUUGUCAAAAACACGGAGAUGUCAGUGAAUGUAUCUGAGUUUAUACUAUUUUAUCCAAUGCUCUACUCAUAUGUACUCUACUACUGCUUGUUUUUA
Dioscorea cayenensis subsp. rotundata (Guinea yam) is the source of this 2972-nucleotide messenger RNA. RefSeq names its product elongation factor 2-like. NCBI's taxonomy places the organism in Eukaryota, Viridiplantae, Streptophyta, Magnoliopsida, Dioscoreales, Dioscoreaceae. The transcript has 3 exons. Gene Ontology annotation, cellular component: cytosol; ribonucleoprotein complex. Gene Ontology annotation, molecular function: ribosome binding; GTPase activity; translation elongation factor activity. The coding region runs from base 200 to 2731 and encodes 843 amino acids. Gene Ontology annotation, biological process: translational elongation. The record is from RefSeq and is a predicted model, not a curated record.